Molecule: messenger RNA, 900 nt
Organism: Oncorhynchus kisutch (coho salmon)
Lineage: Eukaryota; Metazoa; Chordata; Actinopteri; Salmoniformes; Salmonidae
Product: keratin-associated protein 10-4-like
Exons: 1
Coding region: 1-900 (299 amino acids)
Cellular component (GO): keratin filament
Source: RefSeq, a predicted model, not a curated record
AUGGAAAUGGACUGUGUUCCAGUGGACUGUGUUCUAGUGGACUGUGUUCUAGUGGACUGUGUUCCAGUGGACUGUGUUCUAGUGGACUGUGAUCCAGUGGACUGUGUUCCAGUGGACUGUGUUCUAGUGGACUGUGUUCCAGUGGACUGUGUUCCAGUGGACUGUGCUCUAGUGGACUGUGUUCCAGUGGACUGUGUUCCAGUGGACUGUGCUCUAGUGGACUGUGUUCCAGUGGACUGUGAUCUAGUGGACUGUGUUCCAGUGGACUGUGAUCUAGUGGACUGUGUUCCAGUGGACUGUGCUCUAGUGGACUGUGUUCCAGUGGACUGUGUUCCAGUGGACUGUGCUCUAGUGGACUGUGUUCCAGUGGACUGUGUUCCAGUGGACUGUGAUAUAGUGGACUGUGUUCCAGUGGACUGUGUUCCAGUGGACUGUGUUCCAGUGGACUGUGUUCUAGUGGACUGUGUUCCAGUGGACUGUGUUCUAGUGGACUGUUUUCCAGUGGACUGUGCUCUAGUGGACUGUGUUCCAGUGGACUGUGUUCCAGUGGACUGUGUUCCAGUGGACUGUGCUCCAGUGGACUGUGAUCCAGUGGACUGUGUUCUAGUGGACUGUGAUCCAGUGGACUGUGUUCUAGUGGACUGUGCUCCAGUGGACUGUGAUCCAGUGGGCUGUGCUCCAGUGGACUGUGAUCCAGUGGACUGUGCUCCAGUGGACUGUGACCCCAUGGACUGUGUUCUAGUGGACUGUGAUCCAGUGGACUGUUUUCUAGUGGACUGUGAUCCAGUGGACUGUGUUCUAGUGGACUGUGUUCUAGUGGACUGUGUUCUAGUGGACUGUAUUCUAGUGGACUGUGUUCCAGUGGACUGUGUUCCAGUGGACUGUGCUCCAGUGCUUUAG